UGCAGCUGUCCUCACAAUGAGUUGUAGUAUUAAGCAGACAACUGGCUCUCUCAGGGGCAGGACCAGCGGUGGCAGCUGUGUUAUUGGUGGUGGUGGUGGUGGUGGAGGAGCGCGGAUUUCCUCGGUCUCCUCUGGAAGAUACACGACUUGUGGGAUAGGCGGUAGCCGAGGGUUCUCUGGGAGAAGCUACUGCAGUGGUGUGAAUUACGGAGGAGGACUGAGCAGCGGCAGUCUGGUCGGUGGGAGCUAUGGAGGUGGCUUAGGAGCCACUGUCCUCGGAGGAUGUUCAGGCAUUGGAUUCAGCGGUGGCAGUGCCCGCUUUGGUGGUGGCAUUGGAGGUGGCCUUGGUAUCGGCAUUGGUGGAGGGGCAGUUGGGGGGGGUUUUGCUGGUGAUGGCAUUCUUCUUUCUGGUGACGAAAAAGUCACCAUGCAGAACCUUAACGACCGCCUGGCUUCUUACCUGGACAAGGUGAGGUGCCUGGAACAAGAAAAUGCUGACCUGGAGUGCAGAAUCAGGGAGUGGUACGCCAAGCAGGGCCCCUUCUGUGAGCCGCGGGACUACAGCUGCUAUUAUAAAGAGAUAGAAGAUCUUCAGAACCAGAUUGUCUGUGCAACCAUAGACAACAACAAGAUCAUUCUGAACAUCGACAACAGCCGGAUGACAGCCGAUGACUUCCGAGUGAAGUACGAGACGGAGCUGGCCCUUCGCCAGAGCGUGGAGGCUGACAUCAACGGGCUGCGCCAGGUCCUGGACCAGCUGACGCUCUGCAGGUCCGACCUGGAGGCACAGCUGGAGUCACUGCGGGAGGAGCUCUGCUGCCUGAAGAAGAACCACGAGGAGGAAAUGAACUGUCUGAGGAAACAGUCGACUGGAGAUGUGAGUGUGGAGGUCAAUGCCUGUCCUGGCCCUGACCUCAGGAAGAUUCUGGAGGAGAUGAGGUGCCAGUAUGAGACCCUGAUUGAACGUAAUCGCAAAGAAGUGGAGGAUUGGUAUGAGUGCAAGAUCGAGGAGGUGAAUCGGGAGGUGAUCACGAGCGGUCAGGAGGUGGAGACGUGCAACAAUCAGGUCACCGAGCUGAGGCGGCAGCUGCAGGCCCUGGAGAUCGACCUGCAGGCUCAGCUCAGCCAGAGGGACAACCUGGAGUCCUCUCUGGCUGAGACAGAAUGCCGCUACAACAACCACCUCGGUGAGCUGCAGACUCAGAUCACGUGCGUGGAGCAGCAGCUGGCGGACCUGCGGGCAGAGAUGGAGUGCCAGAACCAGGAGUACAAGAUCCUGCUGGACGUCAAGUGCCGCCUGGAGCAGGAGAUCCACACCUACCGCUGCCUGCUGGAGGGCGGGCAGCAGGACCUCAUUCAGCAAGGAGGAAUUAGUCAGUUGUCGGGUCUAGGAGGAGGAGUUGCACGAACAGGAGGAAUAGGAGGAGGAGGCAUCAUCCGAACAAGCCACACGUACACUUCGUCUGCCCAGAUGCCAUCCUGUGCAGCUGCGGAGAUACAAGGUGAGGGCUGCAGAACUCCACUGGGCUUCGAGCCCUCUCUGCUCGACUGCAAUGCUACUGGAUGGGAGGGGGCAGAGGGGUAGGGAAGGGAAGGACAGAGCCGA
Messenger RNA from Phasianus colchicus (ring-necked pheasant), 1606 nucleotides. Its product is annotated as keratin, type I cytoskeletal 19-like. Gene Ontology annotation, molecular function: structural molecule activity. Gene Ontology annotation, biological process: epithelial cell differentiation; intermediate filament organization. Gene Ontology annotation, cellular component: cytoskeleton. The record is from RefSeq and is a predicted model, not a curated record. NCBI's taxonomy places the organism in Eukaryota, Metazoa, Chordata, Aves, Galliformes, Phasianidae.